Nannizzia gypsea CBS 118893 is the source of this 1653-nucleotide messenger RNA. RefSeq lists its product as hypothetical. Gene Ontology annotation, molecular function: transcription coregulator activity. Bases 1 to 1653 code for a protein of 550 amino acids. The transcript has 2 exons. Gene Ontology annotation, cellular component: cytoplasm; SBF transcription complex. NCBI's taxonomy places the organism in Eukaryota, Fungi, Ascomycota, Eurotiomycetes, Onygenales, Arthrodermataceae. The record is from RefSeq and is a predicted model, not a curated record.
AUGGGUGACCACAGAGCGCGUUCCGACCCGAUUAACAUGAACACACAUUUUCCAACUGCGUUAUCUGGCGUGCAUGGUGUCUUUCCUCAGUUGAAGGCAACCGCCAGUGACCUCACACAAUCGUCCGUGGCAGACGCCAGCGAUUCAAACUCCCCUCCAUCGACGUCAUCUUCUCUUCAAUUUGGAACGGAUCCGGGCGCGAACUCCAGCACAAAUUCCCAGCCUAAGAUGGUAGAUCAACGUCGGUUACUGUCCCAGUUACAGACGACCUCAUUUCCUCGGCCACUGGAAAGGGCCAACUCUGGCCAUGAUACACUAUCAUCUACCUCUUUCCACAGUCCACCAAGUGCUAGGAGUACUGUUCAGCUCACACCGGGACAGAAAAGAACGUCAAGCGGCAGUAUGAAAUGUUCGGUAUCGCCAGACCGGCCAUUCUCUGCAUCGGCUACUCCCGGAACUAGGUAUCAUUCAAGAUCAGCGAGUACUGAUUCACAUUCUAAUCGUAUCGCCGAAAUAUCGGCUCAGCUCCGCUCAAGAUUGUCAUGGGCAGCAGCAAAGGUGGAAAAGGAUUGGAAAUCCAACCCAAGUGGCAAGCAGUUGAGCGUGUCUAGCAAGAUGCAUUCGCCAAGAGGAAUUAACGCGUCUAUACAAUCCAAUGGCCAUCCACCAUCAAGUCAACCUCUAAAUAUCAACGGUUCUGUUGGAGAGCAUGACCUUGCGGCACAAGUGUUAAAGAUCGCGACUGGACAAAGCAAUCCGAGGCCUGAUAUAACACAGAGCAUACAGAUGAACGGCUCAUCCAGAUCCUACCAUCGACACAACUUAUCGAUGGGCUCAAUUCCUUCCAAACUAUCCUAUGAGCGUUCAACUCCGAAUGGCCUCCAGCAAAUCCCCCGCCUAGCUCCACCAGCAAAUAUAGUUCCGGGCAAUGGAGCUCAUACAAAGCGGAGAGUAAACCAAAACAUCACGAGCCCUAAAAAGUUCAAAGUCCCAUCGUUUUCACAACAAUCUUCGAGCUCCUCCGUAAUAGGCACUCAGGGGUCUUGUCCCGUUCCAGCCACUCCUCCGCAGCCCCUUCAACCUUCAUUUAAAGCUCCGCCAUCUGCAACCACAGCUAUUCUUGGAAGACACUGCACUCCUACCGAAAAAACAAUUAUGGAGCAGGAUGCAGUCGAGACACUUGUCUUCAUGGGAAGCCCAGAAAAUGCGGGGUACUACAAUGAUUCGCGGCCACAGACCAAUCCGCCCAGCAAUUCACAAGACACAUUCCAAUAUCCCUCCGUGAGCGAAAAUACAUCAGCUCCAACUUCUUCUGUGGCCCCAGCUCUUGGCAUGGCCUUUAGCUACGAACCCCGAGAACGGGGCCCGCCCCAGACCAAACGUGUUAGCUUUGCAGAACAUAGUGGGGAAGCUCGGUAUGCAAACUGCAGCCGGCCCAGACUAGAGCAAGAGGCUGGUGAUGAAAUUGACCGUUUGCUGGACGAGAUGGGUGACAGCGACAACGAACCUGAUUACGAUUGGUUUGCCCACAUGCCAGGAGCCAGGGAUAAUUUUAGCCAACCUCAGGAAAAUGGCCAGUGGACCAAUGACCAAUGCAGCCUACAAAGCUCGGCUAUAUGUCAACCUGGUAAUAAUUCUCAGCUUCGAGGCUAG